AUGUUCAAACGCUCCUUUACAUCGAAGGGCUUCAUCUCGAAAGGUCGCGCGGGCAAGUCCGCUAAACCGAGUAAGAAGAAGUACGACGAGCAAGCUAAGGAGAAGAUGCAGCAGAAAGUAGAGAAAGUGGAUAACCCACCAUCGGCGGGAAGUGCACUGACUAGUCCCAUCAUCACGAUGGUUGUGGGUCAUGAUCAGCGUCUGUUCGCAGCACACGAAGACGUCUUGUCUGUUUCUCCUUACUUUCGUACCGCUCUGAAGGAGAAGUUUCUGGAUGACCGUGCAAAGCAACUGGCUCUUCCAGACGAGGAGCCCGAAAUCCUGUCUUGUGUUCUCGAGUUCCUUUACAAGGGCGACUACUAUCCACGUCUCUUCCCUGGCAAGCGUCGCGACUCUUGGCACCUCGAGGACGCACAAGACACUCAACAAACCGGCGGCUGUGGAUCGAGCGAGGCGACAAUCUUCCAUCAUGGCGUGGGAGAUGUUGUGCUCCGGGACACAAUCGUGUACUGCACUGCUGAGAAAUUUGGCUUGGAAGAAUUGAAGCAUAUUGCUCUUCGGAAGCAAGGGCUUCAGAUCGGUAUUCCGGCUGACGUGAUCUUGCGAUCCGCUCGCUAUGCGUACGACAACACCCCGGACACCGAAUCGCGCCUACGCGCUCAUUACUUGGCUCUCAUUAUCAGAAGUCGUAAGACUUUCAAGAGAAGCGGGACGAUGCAGAUGGAAAUGGAGAAGGGUGGCAAGUUAUAUUUUGAUCUGUUUGUGGCAAUGUGCAACCAUAUGGACGAUCUUGUGGAGAUCCGGUAA
Messenger RNA from Penicillium angulare, 807 nucleotides. RefSeq names its product BTB/POZ domain-containing protein. The record is from RefSeq and is a predicted model, not a curated record. The coding region runs from base 1 to 807 and encodes 268 amino acids. Gene Ontology annotation, molecular function: protein binding. The transcript has 3 exons. Lineage: Eukaryota; Fungi; Ascomycota; Eurotiomycetes; Eurotiales; Aspergillaceae.